Molecule: messenger RNA, 1323 nt
Organism: Penicillium malachiteum
Lineage: Eukaryota; Fungi; Ascomycota; Eurotiomycetes; Eurotiales; Aspergillaceae
Product: TauD/TfdA family dioxygenase
Exons: 4
Coding region: 1-1323 (440 amino acids)
Molecular function (GO): oxidoreductase activity
Source: RefSeq, a predicted model, not a curated record
AUGCCGUACAACAUGUUAUACGAACACGUGCAGAAAGUGUGUCUGAUGUCUGGAAACAAGCAAAAUGGCGUCAUUUCUGUUAAAACACCACCGGGUCUUAAAGCUCUUCUUUCGAAGUGGGCUCAUCCAUCCAGAAUCGACAACAUGGGAGAUUGUGUUGAAAGCAUUCCGUACAUUCCGGAUUGCGUCAAAUAUGACACACAACAAGCCCUGGCCCAGCAUUCAAUAUCGAGGGCUGGUCUUCCUGAGCGAUUCCCUGCUCAACUGUCCUCGGAGAUGGUGUGGGAUGCUAGCAGUAUUCGCCUUGACGAGCGUGGAUUUGUGGAUGAUGACAGAUGCAUCCUGAAAUUAAGUAGAGAGAAUCUGAAAGAGAUCAAUGAUGCGCUGCGGUAUUUUAAAACUCUUGACAAACCUCUUAAGUCACUCGAUCCAACCACCUUCCCACUUCCAUCCCUUCAUUCAACCCUCCAGUCUGUAUCGGACAACCUACAUCGAGGAACGGGCUUCUCCCUUGUGCGCGGAAUCCCCGUGGAAGAAUACUCUCGAGAGGAUAAUGUGAUCAUUUAUAUUGGCCUCUCGUCCAAUAUAGCCUCCGUCCGUGGCCGUCAAGAUCACCAGUAUAAUGGGAACCCAGCGGAUGUCAUGAUUGCGCAUAUAACGGACUUUAGCUCUUCCCUAGAGCCAGGCUCAGCAACUUCCCCUGCAUAUACUGAUGGAGAAGUGAUUUUCCACACUGAUACAGGUAACAUUGUCUCCUUAUUUGCAUUGGAAGAGCCCGUGGAGGGUGGUGAAAGUCUCAUAGCAAGCGGCUGGCGAGUUUAUAAUGAGCUUGCAAAAUUGCGACCCGACCUGGUCGAGGUAUUAGCGACCGAAUGGCCCAUUCCAAGCUCCAAGAAAGAAGGUCAUAUCAUUCGUCGACCAUUGAUUUACCAUCAAGCUCCGUCUGAUUCAACAAGUGAGAGGAUACUCAUUCAUUUUCCUCGGCGUUCCUUCUCUGGGUUUGGGGCAUGGUCGCAUUCGAAUAAACUCUCGACCAAGCAGGCUGAAGUUUUGGACACGCUUCAUUUCCUUGCAGAACGAUUUCAUGUGCCUAUGCCACUACGAAAGGGCGAUAUGCAGUUCGUCAAUAAUUUGAGCAUGUUACAUGCGAGGAACAUUUAUAAAGACGGUCCCAACCAGCGGACCCACAAAAUGCUUGGAGAGAUACCAGAAGCGCUACGAUCUAAGUGGGAUAGAUUAUAUACGGAGACGGCCUCUCAUGGAGAGCAAAUUUUUCCUCUAGAGCCUGAAAUGAGGUCUGCAGGAAGACUGGUCUUUGAAUAA